Molecule: messenger RNA, 366 nt
Organism: Diabrotica balteata
Lineage: Eukaryota; Metazoa; Arthropoda; Insecta; Coleoptera; Chrysomelidae
Source: the annotation of a GenBank genome assembly
AUGUACCGAAUAAUGGUUAAUAUUGGAAGAAUGAACGUCAACGACGACGAAGUGAUAUCAACAGGGCUUUCCACUUUCGAAAAGGAACUAAGAGAAAGAGGUACUCCAUUCUUCGGUGGCACCAAACCUGGUAUGUUGGACUAUAUGAUUUGGCCAUGGUGCGAACGAGCGGAAAUCUUAAAAGUUUUCGGCAAUCAGCAUCUUCUAAGAAGAGAUAAAUACAAGAAAUUGAUGGAAUGGCGCAACCAAAUGACUGAAGAAACUACCGUUAAGAAAAGCCUACUACACUCAGAUUACCACAUAAAAUAUUUACAGUCAUACCGAGCAGGUAUGCCAGACUACGAUUUGAUUCUAAAUUCCAACUGA